AUGGGUUCUAUCAGCGCUGGCCCUGCCGAUAGCAGCAAUGCCAUCAAGUCGACCGCCCCUCUCACGGGUGCCAAACGGCUCCGAGAAUUGUUAAAAGACCCGUCGAAUCUUGUCGUAUGCCCUGGGGUGUUUGAUGGUUUGUCCGCUCGCCUGGCUAUUGCUGCUGGGUUCGAUGCCCUGUAUAUGACAGGCGCAGGGACUUCGAUGUCGAGACUAGGCUGGGCCGAUUUGGGGAUGGCAACUCAAAACGACAUGCGCGCCAAUGCAGAGAUGAUUGCCUCGCUUGAUCCUUCUGUGCCAUUAAUCGCAGAUGCAGAUACUGGCUACGGCGGACCGAUCAUGGUCCAGGAGAAAAGAUGUGGCCACCUCUUGGGCAAACAAAUCGUUGAUCGCGACAUCUACUACAGCCGCCUACGAGCUGCAGUCGCAGCCCGGGACCAACUACAAUCCGACUUACUGAUCAUCGCACGGACAGACGCCAACCAGACGUACGGAUUCGACGAAGCGAUCGAGCGUCUCCAAGAGGCGGUGCGGAUAGGGGUCGACAUCGUGUUUUUCGAGGCCAUCAAGACCAGAGAAGAAGCCGUGGAGAUCUGCCAAAUCUUCAAGGAUGUUCCCGUGCUCCUGAAUGUUGUCCCAGGUGGUGUGACGCCUUUGUCGACUGUCCAGGAGGCCCGCGAAAUCGGCUUUCGAAUGGUCAUCUAUCCCGGUCUUUGUCUUGAGCCGUUCAUACGAGGUGUGACGAAGGACUUGGAGGUCCUGAAGAAGACGGGAAAGCCGUCUGAAGCGGAUCCUGAUAGCGGCAUCAAACAUGCUUUCAACCUUUCGGGCCUGCAGGAGUGUAUUGCGAUUGACAAAUUAGCGGGUGGAAAGGCUUACGCUGGUGUAGGGAAUUGA
Molecule: messenger RNA, 897 nt
Organism: Exophiala aquamarina CBS 119918
Lineage: Eukaryota; Fungi; Ascomycota; Eurotiomycetes; Chaetothyriales; Herpotrichiellaceae
Exons: 3
Coding region: 1-897 (298 amino acids)
Molecular function (GO): catalytic activity
Source: RefSeq, a predicted model, not a curated record